AUGGGCGGUAGCGCUGCUCGUGGCGGUCGUGGCGGGAAGCAUUCGGCGCAACAGUACCUCCGCGCCCUCUACGCCCUCCAAGCCUUCUCCUUCCCCUUCCCGCUCAUCUCGCUCAUCCCCCGCAUCCCGCUCAUCCCACUCCUCAACCUCCGCGCGAAGCAGUCGACGCAGCCGGACAGCCGCGCCCUUAUUGCCUUCCCCUUCUCCUUCCCGCUCAUCCCGGUCAUCCCGCUCAUCCCACUCCUCAAGCUCUGCGCGAAGCAGUCGACGCAACAGAACCUCCGCACCCUCUGCGCCCUCCCCGCCUUCGCCCCCCCCCUCCUCUUCCCGCUCAUCCCACUCCUCGACCUCCGCGCGAAGCAGUCGGCGCAACAGUACCUCCGUUCCCUCCUCGCCUUCCCCCUCCCCCUCCGCGCGCAGCAGUCGACGCAACCGAACCUCCGCACCCUCCGCACCGUCCCCGCCUUCACCCUCCCCCUCCUCUUCCCCUCCCCCAUCAUCCGACUCCGAGAGCUCCGCGCGAGGCAUUCCCGCCCGUCGCCCUCCGCACGAAGGAGUCCGCGCAAGCGCACCCCCGCGCCCUCCGCACCUUCCCCGCCCUCCACCUCCGAGUCCCCCGCGCCGGAGACGCCGGGGAGCGGCGGCACGGGGUCGCACAGGACAGAGGAGUCGGUGGGGGGCGUUGGCGGCGCGUCCCCGCUAACGACGCUGACGCUGCUGCCGGACAAUCCGUACAAGGCCAAGUGCCUCGACGGCAGUCCCCCGGGGUAUUACUUCCGCCAAGGCGUGGGCACCGGCGCGAGCAACUGGCUGAUCGAUCUCCCCGUGGGCGGGUGGUGUACCACCGUCCAGGAAUGCGCGAAGCGCGCGGGGACCGAGUUCGGCUCCACGCGCCGCUGGCCCAAAGUGCUCGGCGGAGGAGGCGCGGCCGCCUCCGCCGCUUCCGCCGUGGCGGACGCCGUGUACCAGUAUUCGGUGACGGCGGCGGGCGUAAGGGGGUCGUCGCGCGGCAUUUUGAUCACCGAUCCGCGCGUGAACCCCACGUUCCACAUACUCGUCCAUUCCCCCUUUCCCACUCCUCCCCCCGUUUCCUCCUCGCGCAACCGCAGCAGGCGUAAGGGGACGGCGGCGGGCGCAAGGUCGUCGUCGCGCGGCAUCCUGAGCACGGACCCGCGCGUGAACCCCACGUUCCACAACUGGAACCUCGUGCGUUUCGUGUACUGCGACGGCGGCGGGUACGCCGGUCGAGUGCGGUGGAAGCCGGUGAACUCGAGCCUCAUCGUGUACCUAGACGGAUGGAGAAUAUCCAAGGCUAUCUUCAUGGAUCUCCGCACGCGGCGCGGGCUGACGUCCGCGACGAACAUCAUCAUGUCGGGGAGCUCCGCGGGCGGGCAGGCGGUGGUGACGCUCUGCGACCAGCUGGCGGAGAUGGCGCCCGCCGCGCGCACCAAGUGCCUCAUGGAUUCGGGCUUCUUCAUUGACUCCCCCGACCGCGCGGGGGUGUACUCUUUCCGCGCCAUGGCGCAGCGCCUGGUGGGGCUGCACCAGUCGCUGGGGAACCCGCGCUGCCAGCGGGCCUUCCCAGGCAUGGAGAGCUGGCGCUGCUUCUUCCCCCAGUAUGCUCUCAACUUCGUCAAAUCGCCGAUCUUCGUCCUCCAAUCGCUCUUCGACGUGCGAUCCCUCGCUCUUGCCAAAAAUGCCCCUCCGAAAGUGUAG
This is a messenger RNA of Closterium sp. NIES-65, 1716 nucleotides long. The record is from the annotation of a GenBank genome assembly. NCBI's taxonomy places the organism in Eukaryota, Viridiplantae, Streptophyta, Zygnematophyceae, Desmidiales, Closteriaceae.